Megalobrama amblycephala (Wuchang bream) is the source of this 2028-nucleotide messenger RNA. Its product is annotated as galectin-3-binding protein B-like. Bases 74 to 1831 code for a protein of 585 amino acids. The record is from RefSeq and is a predicted model, not a curated record. Gene Ontology annotation, cellular component: membrane. The transcript has 5 exons. NCBI's taxonomy places the organism in Eukaryota, Metazoa, Chordata, Actinopteri, Cypriniformes, Xenocyprididae.
AGUUGACCUGAUUUGGUUGUUAUUUAAAGGAAAGGCAAGAUGUUUUUAAAUCAUAGAGUUGAGAAUUGUGUACAUGUCUCUGCUGUCUGCAAUAUUUCCAGCAAUCAUGUAUCAAUCAAGAAUCAUGUUUCUUCUAUGGCCUCUACUGUUUCUUCAUGUUUCAGCACAUCGGACCCUGUUUGAUUACAAACCAAAGCAGCCAACACAGGAGGGCAGAGUGAGGCUUGUCGGAGAUCUGCCUUCAUCUGGUCGUGUGGAGAUCUAUCAUGAUGGACAGUGGGGUACAGUUUGUGAUGAUGGAUGGGAACUGGCCGAAGCUCAAGUGGUGUGUCGUCAGAUGGGUUUUCCUGGAGCAAUAUCGGCCAAGUCAGGAGGGCGUUAUGGUGAAGGUUCUGGUCCAAUCUGGUUGGAUGACAUGAACUGUAAAGGCUCGGAGAGCGCAUUGUCUGAAUGCAGCUUCAAAGGCUGGGGUGUUACUGACUGCUCACAUAAAGAGGAUGCAGGAGUGGUCUGCGAGACUGGUACAAACAUAACCAGCAAUCGUCAGUUCUCUGUGGAUAACAGUCUGGGUUUGUCUGAUGAUCUUGGUCUUCUGUUUGACAGUGGAGAUGGUUGUGAUUUCAGCAUUAAUGUACGAGACCUCAGUGAAGAGGCAGAGUUGGCGUUUUGUGUGCACCGUUUGAUUCUCUUGAUUUAUCCAGAACUAAACAUAACAAAUGAGUCCAGAAACCUCACAUUGGAUGUCAGCCAGACGUGCCAUCCUCAUGUCCCCACUUUUCUCAGGUAUUUGUACACACGUCAAAUUGAUGUUUCCAUUACAUCAGCUCAAUGUCUCCAUCAGCUGGCAUUUAUCUUUGGAGUGAAGAAGCUUAUGGAGGAUGUUGGCAGGGUCUUCACUUCACUCAUUCCUGAAGACAAUACCUUCCAGACGCAGGUAUCCAUGUACGAGUAUGGUGUCCGCACAGGUGACCUUGUUCUGCAGGAGAAUGUCCUUCAGUAUCUUUCCUGGAACUGUGAGUUCCUCAUAAGCUCUCCAGUGUGGAGCACCAUCUCCUUUCAUAUGAUAGAUGCUCUGCUGCAGCGCUCAGAUCUGGUUGUGAAGGAUGAAGCUUUACUUCUUGAAGGUCUGGAGAGAUGGAUCCAAGACAAAGGUGAUGAAAUUAGUUCAGAACAACAGGCCAGCCUCCUGAAUCACAUCCGCUUCCUCUUGAUCCCAGUGGACAAGCUGUAUGAAAUACAGUUUUCUUCAAGUGUUCUCCAUCAGAAUCAUGAGAAACUGUAUCUAAAUGGUCUGCUCAGAGGCUUUCAGUUCAAUGCUCUUCCUUUCUCUAAGAUCAGGAGUAAAAUGGACAACAUGAGUUAUGAUUAUCUACCCAGAAUCUACACUGCUGAUGAGUGGAGUGUUUUAAUCAAUGGCACAGCCACCAAUUACCCUCGUUACAACUAUGAAUAUGACUACAGGUAUGGCCAAAAUAACAGAAUCCAAACCUUCUCCACUCCUGCACACCCUAGUGCUCUUUACAGUAGGCAAAAGGUGCAGUGGCAAGCACAGGUUUUUCGUAAUGUUCAGGAAUGCUCUAACUAUGGCAUUUCAUGUAAAUCUUUUCCUGUUGCAAGGUUCCUCGCAAAUGGCAAUCAGAACAUUUACACUAACACCAUUCGCUUCUGCAACAGGUUGAUUCUCACCUGUAAGAAUCAAAACAACGUCUUUCAUGUCCAAGACUUUAAAAACAGCAUGGCAGUGAUUCCAAAUAACAGCACUAUGGGUCUACCUAACCCCUGUCCUGAUGACUACAGUUUUAGAUUUGUAGUGCGUCCAGAGUAUAUCUGACUGCACUGAGUUACAUUUGGCUACAGGUAGUUUACAGCCAUUUCAGCUGAAUUGAAUCUAUUAAAUCAAAUGUAGUUAACUGAAUCUAUUAAAUUCAAUCAAGUCUCUUUUUAAAAUUCAUGUUAUUCAUUCUUGAGAUGAUUUCUCUAAAAUGUUUGUUGAUUUUAAACUUCAAAAAUAAAAAUAAAUAACUUGCA